This is a messenger RNA of Tribolium castaneum (red flour beetle), 2972 nucleotides long. RefSeq names its product lysosomal alpha-mannosidase. The record is from RefSeq and is a predicted model, not a curated record. Lineage: Eukaryota; Metazoa; Arthropoda; Insecta; Coleoptera; Tenebrionidae. Bases 69 to 2930 code for a protein of 953 amino acids. Gene Ontology annotation, cellular component: lysosome. The transcript is spliced from 10 exons. Gene Ontology annotation, molecular function: alpha-mannosidase activity; carbohydrate binding. Gene Ontology annotation, biological process: mannose metabolic process.
AAAUCUAAUCACAAUCAUUCUGAUAAAAUCCCGACUCCUGUUACCAAGUCUCACUCCACUCCACCACAAUGUACAGUUUACUUGUGCUUUUGAGUACCACCUUAGUACUCACACACUCGCAAAAUUGUGGUUACAACUCUUGCCCACAAUGGGACCCUAACGCCCUCAACGUCCACCUAGUACCCCACUCACACGACGACCUCGGUUGGCUCAAAACCGUCGACAAGUACUACUUCCAAGACGUCCAAAACGUGAUCGGUUCAGUAAUCGGUGCUUUGAAGCAAAACCCAGAUCGUAAAUUCAUACAAGUUGAAACCGCCUUUUUCAAAAAAUGGUGGGACCACCAAAACGAUUUAGUCAAACGGGAUGUAAUCAAACUGGUCAAUAACGGACAACUUGAGAUAAGCAAUGGUGGUUGGAGCAUGAAUGAUGAAGCUACAGUUAACUACCAGUCGACAAUUGACCAGUAUACCCUUGGUCUAAGGUAUUUAGAAGAUACUUUAGGCCCUUGUGCAAGACCUAAAUCGGCCUGGGCCAUUGAUACGUUCGGUCAUAGUAGAGAACAAGCCUCCAUUGUGGCACAAUUGGGUUUUGAUAGCACUUUCUUCAUGAGAUUGGAUUACAGAGACCGGGAGAAGAGACUCAAGGAGAAAACGGCCGAUUUUUUGUGGCAGGGAAGCCAGAAUUUGAACAAUUCCAACAUUUUCACGUCAGUUUUCUACAGAGGAACGUACAGUUACCCUGAUGGUUUUUGCUUCGAUAUAGUUUGUAACGACGAACCUAUUAUAGAUGAUGCCAAUAGUCCUGAUUACAACUACGAGAAAAAAGUGGACGAUUUUGCCGAUUUUGUAAGGGGACAGGCUGAUAAGUACCCCACUAACAACAUUUUUGUGGCAAUGGGGGACGAUGUGCGCUACCCAGCCGCCUGGACAAAUUUUCUCAACAUUGAUAGACUCAUCAAAGGUUUUGAGCUUUUCCCCCGAAAUUACACCAACAAACCGAUCAAACUACUCUACUCCAGUCCAGCGUGUUACACCAAAGCGGUCAACGACUACGUUACGGCAAAUAAUUACAAAUUGGACGUCAAAACUGAUGAUUUUCUUCCAUACGCCACUGAUGGUUACGGCUACUGGAGCGGUUUUUACGUCUCUAGACCAGCAACCAAGCGAUUUGAGCGAAUUGGUAAUAACUUUCUUCAAAUUGCCAAACAAAUAGCAGCUGUCAGUAACCAACCGUACGAAAAUAAAAUCACACCACUGAAAGAGGCAAUGGGUGUGAUACAGCACCAUGACGCUAUCACUGGUACUGAAAAACAGGACGUCCUGAAAGACUACCAUCGGAUGCUUUAUUCGGCCAUUGAGGAAGCGAACGAGCUUGUGGACCCACUUUUGUCUACCAUAAUAAGUGGUACCGAUGAUCAUUUUCAAUUCAAAACUUGUCUGAUGUCUAACAUAAGUUCGUGUAGUCCCUCGCGCUCAAAUAAAUUUACUGUGGCCGUUUACAACCCCUUAAGUCGGGUCGUUUCAAGCCCAGUUGAAAUACCAGUGAGCGCCAAAGCUUGGUCAAUUGUAGACCCUGAUGGAAACGAAGUUGAAAAUCAAGUCGAAUCAACAAUCAUCGACUUCAAUUACGUCAACAACGUGCCAACUUCGCCCUACACUUGUUAUUUCAUUGCGAAAGACUUGCCCCCUUUGGGUUACAAAAUUUUCACUUUUACUAAAGUGGAAUCAAGACGAAGCGAGCUAACUUUUGGUAGCAGUAACACUAGUUUUGAAAUUGACGAAGAUUCAGGUCUUAUUAAGUCAAUUACCAUGAAUGGGGUCACAAUGGACGUGUCUCAAGACCUCUACUACUACAAAAGUGGCAGUUAUUCGGGUGCUUACAUUUUUGUUCCUUUGGUUAACAAAAAAUUUCGAGUGGCCGAAGGUAAAGUCAAAACAACACCCAUUUCAGGGAGUGUGUACCAAGGGGUGGUGCAAGAGUUUGCCCCAUGGGCUAAACAAAUCGUCAAGGUCUACCAUGGGGAUGAUAGUCAUAUUGAGAUUGAAUGGAUUGUUGGACCAAUUGAUUUAGUUUCGAAAAAUGUUGGCAAAGAAGUAGUUUCCGUUUUUACAACAUCUCUCAAAACUGAAGGUAAUUUUUACACGGACUCCAACGGACGAGAAAUGUUGAAACGUACCAGAAACUACCGACCAACUUUUGAUUACACCAACGAAGAGCCGAUUGCUGGCAAUUACCACCCGAUCACGUCACGAAUUGUCCUCAAAGACGAGGAAAAGGCACUAGAACUUGCAGUAUUGAAUGACAGGGCUCAAGGUGGUACCAGCCUCAAAGAUGGACAAGUUGAGAUUAUGAUCCAGAGAAAUUGUCCACAUAACGAUUUUGGCAGAGUUGGUGAUAGUAUCAACGACCAAGAAUACGGACAAGGAGUGAUAACCAGAGGGAGACAUUAUAUAGUUUUAGGCCCAACUUCUGGGAACGGAGUGAAAAGUUUGGCAGCAAUUCAAAGAGACGUAGCCCAAAGAAAAUUAUUACCACCAUGGGCGUUCGUCACAAACCAAGAAGUGUCCCAACGUCUCAAGAACACACAAUUUAGCAGUCUUAAGGUACCACUCAGUGAAAAUGUGCAAAUUUUGACUUUGGAACCGUGGAACAAUAGUACGAUUCUUCUGCGUUUGGAACACAUUUUAGAGAGAAAUGAAGACGAGAAUCUAUCGCAGGAAGUGACCGUGGAUUUAUCGGAUUUGUUUACUACGUUCACGAUCACAAAACUGGUUGAAAUGACUUUGGGGGGCAACAUUCCGUUGGAAGAAAGUGUUAGAUUAAAAUGGCCAGGUCUGGAAAACGUCCAAUCGAAGAAACUAGACGGUUUUAAAGUGACUCUAGCACCGAUGCAAAUUCGCACAUUUGUAGCCACUGUUGUUUAUUAAAUUAUCUAACUUUUGUUUGCAAAUAAAGAUAAGAUUCUAAAA